Arachis ipaensis is the source of this 858-nucleotide messenger RNA. NCBI's taxonomy places the organism in Eukaryota, Viridiplantae, Streptophyta, Magnoliopsida, Fabales, Fabaceae. The record is from RefSeq and is a predicted model, not a curated record.
UCGUUGCCAAGCCCGAAGGAGAAAGAGAGUCCGCAAAGGGAGAGUGAGGGACGGAGAAGAGAAGCCGCGCCAACCCCGCAACGCCACUACGUCGUCGCCUCCGUUGAGCGGUCGCCAUCAUCGUGCGAGAAAGGAGAAGGAGCCGUCGAGGGGUCGCUGAGCCGAUGCAGUCGCAUGCGUUUUUGUCACAGAAGCUUCCAUUUCCGUCACUUUCAUGUUGCGGAGAGAAAGAACUACGCAUGAGCCAGGGGCCAGGGAAAGGGAGCCACCGCCGUUGCAUCCUGGCUACGCCGCCGUUCAAUCCCAUCGCCAUCCAUAAAGUCGCAAGGAGCAUUUGUCGUUGUUGAUUGAUGGUGCCAGCCUCGUUGUCGCGUCUGUAAGGAGAAAAGGUCACGUGGAGGAUGGAGAGCCGCUGGGUGCCGCCGUUGUUUCACCGUGGCCAUGGAGAGGAACGUGAAUGGAAAAGAAAACAGGGAAGCUGCUACUUGGGAUUUGAGGAAAACGGCUCUGUUCUGCCUCGCCUCUAGGUUCUGCAAGUUGCCAGAGUCCUCAGUCGCCGGGAACCAGCACUGGAGCUGCCCAGAAUCACUACUGCUGCUGCCAUGGGAGCUGGUAUUGGAACCACUGAUGGAGCUGCUGUGUUUAGUGAUUUUCGCGAGUUGUGACAUCGAGGAAAGAGUGGCAAGUGAAACAAAUGAUGCAUGGUGCAUUUCUACCCUAAAUAGACUUAAAGAAGCUUUGCCAUUGAGCUUGAAGAUACGAGAGGGUAGAUUUUAAACUCUUGACCAGUGCUUGUUGCGUGAGUACCAUACGACUUUACAAGCAAAAUCUAAGCAGAUUUCUGGUGACUUUUGUGAG